AUGGUUAAAGAAAUAAGUCGCCAAAGGGACACAAGUAGUUGGCUACCCCUUCCAGCAAAGCCUUGCACUGGGGCGGGCAGGAACCCACGGAAGGCUGCGCUUCCAGGCACUGCCUUGGCCCGCGGAGGAGUUUUGGCUGUCUUCAAAAACUAUCUGAAAGUCUUCUUUUGUGGUAUUUCCACUGCUAUCACAUGCUUUACAAGAGGACUUGACCUUCGAAAGGAAACAGAAGAAGUCCUUUGCCCAGCAAACUGUCCUCUGUGGCAAUUUUAUGUCUUUGGGGAUGGAGUCUAUGCCUCUCUUUCCAGUGUCUGUGGAGCUGCCAUCCACAGAGGGGUGAUCACCAGUGCCGGAGGAGCUGUAAAGGUGCAGACUCUCCCAGGACAAGAGAACUACCCUGCCGUAAAUGCCAAUGGGAUCCAGUCUCAGAUGCUUGCUAGAUGGGCUUCAUCUUUCGCUGUGACUCGUAGCAAGGACAUAGCGCUAGAAGCGGUUGGACGAUCAAUAUCAACAGCACGUCCCUCUACAGGCAAAAGACCUAAGAAGACCCUUGAGAAAAAGUCAGGAAACAAAGAUUGUAAAGCUGAUAUUGCAUUUCUCAUUGAUGGAAGCUACAAUAUCGGCCAGCGUAGAUUUAAUUUGCAGAAAAACUUUGUUGGAAAAGUAGCUGUGAUGUUGGGAAUUGGAACGGAAGGGCCUCACGUAGGCGUCGUACAAGCCAGUGAAUAUCCAAAAAUUGAAUUCUAUCUGAAAAAUUUCACUGCUGCAAAGGACGUUUUGUUUGCUAUAAAGGAAUUAGGGUUCAGAGGAGGCAAUUCUAAUACAGGGAAAGCUUUGAAGUACACUGCUCAAAAAUUCUUCUCUUUUGAAAAUGGAGCACGUAAAGGAAUUCCCAAAAUCAUUGUGGUGUUCAUAGAUGGUUGGCCUUCUGAUGAUAUAGAAGAAGCUGGUAUAGUGGCCAGAGAAUUUGGGGUCAAUGUAUUCAUUGUCUCUGUAGCAAAACCCACAACGGAGGAGCUGGGAAUGGUGCAAGACAUUGCUUUUGUUGACAAAGCUGUCUGUCGAAAUAAUGGCUUCUUCUCUUACCAAAUGCCCACUUGGUUUGGUACUACCAAAUACGUAAAACCUCUUGCCCAAAAACUAUGUUCACAUGAGCAAAUGCUGUGUAGCAAGACGUGCUACAAUUCUGUCAACAUAGCUUUUCUAAUAGAUGGUUCUAGCAGCGUUGGAGACAGCAACUUCCGCCUUAUGCUUGAAUUCAUCAGUAAUGUUGCAAAAGCUUUCGAGAUCUCUGAUAUUGGUUCCAAGAUUGCAACUGUGCAGUUCACAUAUGAUCAACGUACUGAGUUUGGCUUCACCGACUACAUCACAAAAGAAAAGGUGCUCUCUGCUAUCCAGAACAUCCGAUACAUGAGUGGUGGCACUGCUACUGGUGAUGCCAUUUCUUUCACCACAAGAAGUGUAUUUGGGCCAAUGAAAGAUGGACCCAACAAGAAUUUCCUUAUUGUUUUGACUGAUGGUCAGUCUUAUGAUGAUGUUAGAGGGCCUGCGGCUGCAGCACAAAAAGCAGGAAUUACAGUCUUCUCUGUUGGUGUUGCCUGGGCACCUGUGGAUGAUUUGAAAGACAUGGCAUCUGAACCAAGAGAAUCUCAUACUUUCUUCACUAGGGAGUUUACGGGAUUGGAGCAAAUGGUUCCUGAUGUUAUCAGAGGCAUCUGUAGAGAUUUCUUGGACUCUAAACAAUAAUGGAAAAAUGCUCUUGGAUAUGACUUAUUUGAAACUAAAAUCAGGAAACUGAGUUGGUCCCUCUAAAGUACAAAUGUUUUAUUCUUAUAAUAUACCAACAUAAUAUAAGGGAAUAAGUUAUGACAGGCUACAUUCUGUUUCUGUGGUCAAUCAAGGAUUCUCGCAAGCUCAUUAGAAGUGGCACUUGACAUGGGAAUGCAGAAUUUGGCUAAAAAUUAUUAUUUUCAAUACCUGUAUAGUAUCUUUCUUACACUUUAGGCUAUCAGAUAUCAGCUGUAUGUAUAUAAAGAAAACAUAAUAGAGCUCUGAAACUUGCACUGUCACUUACAAUUUGUCUUCUCAUGUG
Molecule: messenger RNA, 2092 nt
Organism: Tinamus guttatus (white-throated tinamou)
Lineage: Eukaryota; Metazoa; Chordata; Aves; Tinamiformes; Tinamidae
Source: RefSeq, a predicted model, not a curated record